AUGGGUAGCAAGAUUGUUGAAUCUCUAAAAGGCUCUGAAGGAGUUGCUGGAGCUGGUGUUCGAGGAGUCAGCUCACUGAGGGCUCGCAAUGCUAGACGUCUGGCUGAUGAUGACCAAAAUUAUCAAGACAAAAAAGUCCGGCGAGCAGACCUGGAGGAAGGCAGCCAUGGUGAUGAUGGGUAUGACCCAAGUCUUGCUAAAUAUUUUUUGCUGGAAGAUUCUGAAGAUGAUCUCGAUGCUGAACAAAAUGAAUCCAUUAGCAAGAAAUGUACAUCUAAAAAGAAAUCAAGCAGUACUUCAAAGUCUAAAAAACUCAGGACUGCAAAUAAGGUUUCUGAUGGAAGCUCCAAUGAAGAUGAAGAUGAAUUUGAUGAAUCAUCUGAAGAGGGCUUUGAGGGCAAUGAGGUUGAGGAAUCCACCAGCUUCACUUUCACUGAUGGUGACCACAGUCAGUAUGCAGAUGACCCAGAUGAUGAUGAGGAACUUGACUCUUCUAAUGGUGAAGACGAGAAUACUGAUGAUGAUGAUGAAGAUGAUGAAAGCAUGGCAAUAAAUGGUUCUGAUGUUUCAUGCUCUGAUGACAGUGAAGCAAUGGCUGAAGCUGCAAGACUUAAGUCUAGAAAAAAGAAAUUACUCAAGAGAAGAAAUAAAAGUUCAGAAAUUGAUAAUAACAGUGAAGAUGAAAGUGAACCAGAUAGUGACAGUGGCGUAGUGGAUGAUGAAGAAGAAGAAGACAUAACUGCUGUGAAGGCUGAAAAUGUAUCGGAAGAACAGAGAAAAGCCAGUGCUGUUUCUAAACAAUUUGAUUUAUAUGACAAGCUUUUUGAGAGCCGCAUCCUGAUGCAGAAGGUGGUGAGCAGCAGCCACCAGCUGCCGCAGCCUGACGUGUACGCUUCUUUUAACUCCAUCACUGGCUACGAGGGAGAGCGAUAUCAUAAGAACCUGCGUGCCGCUAUAGAAGCUUCCCAGAAGCUUAUGGACAGUCUGCUCAGACUUCAAGAGUCGCUACUGCUCGCCACGCCCGACACCAGCACGGUUCUCACUGAUGGCUCCACAACCGCGCCCGCGUCCAAAGCUCUGGAUGACGACGAAGAAAUAACCAGCAGUGAAGAUGAAGAUAAAGAUAAACAAGAUAAGAAGAAGACCUGCGAUGGCCCCAGCGUCACCAAGAGCACAAUUGCUAGCAAAAGCCUGCUUGGUGAGAAGAGGAAGCGAGCUGACAAGGAUAUUUUAGAGGACGUUGAGGCUACUCUAGCCAAGCGCCACUGCAACUUGAGACCAUACAGGAACAGAGUUGUUGCCUAUUGGGACGAGCGCACUAAGCUGCUGCAGGCGCACGGCAAGAGCAGCUCUCGUAAGGGAGGGAGUUUCGAAGCGUUUGAGGAGAACUUCAGCGUGAUGGUGACGCGGCUUCUCAACGACAGAGACAAAGUGCUUAAACGCACGCAGCUGCGCAGUGCGAACCGCGGCAACUACGCUACACCUUUGGGGGGCGUCGAGCGCAAGCCUAGGGUCGAGAUGGACCCCGAGCUGGACAUCCCUAAAGUGGAGGAGAGCGGCGUGUUGUUCCAGCGCUACGACCCCGAGAUCUACGACGACACGGACUUCUAUUCCUUCGCCCUCGAGCAGGUCAUCAAGAUGAAGAUGUUGCGUGGCACUUCAUCCCUCACCACGGCUCAGUUCCUCGACUUCACCGAUAAACUUCGCAAGAAGAACAAGAAAAUCGUUGAUACCAAGCGGUCCAAGGGCAGGAAACUCAAGUAUGACGUUCACAGCGCCCUGCUGCAGUUCCUGGCCCCACGCGGCGCCCCAGAGAUGGAGGACGACGCUAUCGACAUCGUUGUUGCUUCUCUCUUUGGGGGGCAGAAAAAUAACGCUGCCUUUGGGGGGCAGAAAAAUAACGCUGCUAAACCACAGCCCAGCAGCGCUGCGAGUAAUACACGUGAACGCGAUUAGUGUGGCUUUUGUUACCCAAAUGUGUUAGGUUUGGGCCCGAGGGCCGUUGCGUUAAUAUGCAGUUUUCAGCUUACUUGUCCCGAGGAUAUUAAUCAAAAUCGCAAUGCUUGCUCCUCAGUAGACAAUUUCCAAGCAGUUCCUUCACAUAUCGUUCUAUUUUAGCUACGCUGCUCGUUUCUUCAUUCCAGAAUCAUUGUGGGACUAUAUAUUAUAUUAAAACCAUCACAAUGUGUAGAAUCAAUUCCUGCGCAGUAUAUAGAUUAUAGAACCAUUACAUUAAAAGCGUUAUAUUAUCUAGAAUAAAUGUAUCUGCAGUGUAUAGAACCGUUAUAUAUUUUAUUACGUCAGCCGCAGGGGUAAGAUCUUGGCAAUGCAGUCAAUGCCUCCUUCAGAACCGCUUUGUCUCAACGCCUCAAGUGAAGUUAACUUCAAUACAAAAAAAUUUUACUCCAAGUUUACUCAAUUGGGCUGGCCUCCAUGGACGCGCGGUUUAUUUCAUUGGCAUUAUUUAUGUUCUUGUGGAGCAAGCCUUAUUUUGAAUUACCUGUAGUAUAAGACAUCAUUUUGAAUGCUUGUCAUGGCAUCAGAAGGAAGGGAAGUCUUUUUUAUUUUGUAUUGUACGCGAUUGUGUUGAAGGUAUUGGCAACGCUGCCUGAUCUUACAUGGGUGAUCACAAGCCCUCGGUCCCUAGUGAGUGCUUUACGCACGGCAAUUUUCUCUGUGUUUACUUUGA
This is a messenger RNA of Hyalella azteca, 2689 nucleotides long. RefSeq names its product protein AATF. Gene Ontology annotation, cellular component: nucleolus; nucleus. Bases 1 to 1956 code for a protein of 651 amino acids. The transcript is spliced from 10 exons. The record is from RefSeq and is a predicted model, not a curated record. Gene Ontology annotation, biological process: regulation of transcription by RNA polymerase II. Lineage: Eukaryota; Metazoa; Arthropoda; Malacostraca; Amphipoda; Hyalellidae.